UUACUUAUUCAAGAUCUACAUUACUGAGAAAGGAGAAACCAGAACCCCAUUGACUGGCAUCCCGAACAAGACUAUACCUACUUCAGGACGUCACAGAGGCAUCAUGACGCAUGGCAAGCUAUCACUUGCAAACAAGGCAGCCAAUGGCUCCUCCAAUGGACACACCAUAGAGCCACCAUCUCCUCCCAGCUAUGAGGAAGCCACUGCAGGCAGCAGCGCUCCUUGCUACAAUGAUGCUGAGAUGCUCACAGAGUUCACCUGGGAUGAUCUCAACAUCCGGAGGAUCUUCAUCCGUAAGGUUUACACCAUCUUGAUGAUCCAGCUAUUGGUCACCCUGGCAGUUGUUUCUUUUUUCACCUUCUGUGACGCUGCGAAGGACUACAUUCAAGCCAACCCUGGGUGGUACUGGGCCUCCUAUGCUGUGUUCUUUGUCACUUAUCUGACUCUUUCUUGCUGCUCAGCACCAAGGAGAAAGUUCCCAUGGAAUCUGAUUCUGCUCGCCAUCUUUACCCUCUCACUCUCCUACAUGACAGGGAUGUUGUCCAGUUUCUAUAACACAAAGUCAGUGGUGAUGUGUCUGGGUAUCACAGCAACAGUCUGUCUCCUCGUCACAGUCUUCAGCUUUCAAACUAAGAUUGAUGUGACAUCAUGCCAAGGGAUGCUCUGUAUCUUCAGCAUGGUCAUGUUCGUAUCUGGACUGGUGCUGGUACUCGUCCUUCCCUAUCACUAUGUUCCCUGGCUGGAUGCAACCUUUGCUGUCUUGGGAGCCAUAUUGUUCACCAUGUUUUUGGCAUUUGACACCCAGCUCCUCAUUGGAAACAAGCGCUACACCAUGAGUCCAGAAGAGUACGUCUUUGCCACUCUCAACAUCUACCUUGAUAUCAUCUACAUCUUCUCCUUCUUCCUUCAAAUCUUUGGAACAAGACAAGAGUGAACCAUCACCCUACUUUACUUAGCUUUAGACAUGGGAGGAACCUAGAUAUGAUAGAAGUCCUUUUAAAAUGAGUUUUUUUUUGUGAUGACAAUGCCUCCGGUUGUACAUCUCUUGUACAACUAUACAUGUACAUAAAUACAUCAGUAAGUAACCACUUCCAAAGUAUAAAAAAAAAAAACCUUUCUCUGGAGCAUAUUGAAAACCAACAACACAUUAGGGUUAGACUACUAGCUUUACCAGUCAAAGACAUUGAGUGAUCUGUGUGCGCUCUCCAUUUCUGUUUUACAUUUUAUUUUAUCUUGAGUGAUUAUCUGUAGCUGUAUGUUUGUCUUUAGAUCCAUGCCUGCUCAAAAUCACAUUAGAUGUCAAUACAAUGUCAGAGGAUUUGUGUUACUAAUAUGCAUGCAUCAGAAAAGUCCUACUGUAACUAUGCCAUGUGUGGUCAUGGUCAUCCCAUCAUUUAGACAUUGCUGUGGGGUCUUGAUUUGUGUCUGAAAACACAAAUCUUAACAGACAAAAAGACAUUUCCUGUUCCUCCAAUAUUAUUACAUUUUAUUAUUGAUACCUUGAGUUUGUCAUUCUAAACUAGGCUAUUUGAGGCAAGGUGACAUGUUUUCUGUAUUUUGAAUGACACUGUUUUAAAUUAUACUAUUUUAUUUACUUGAUUUGUGAUGUUGCUGCUCAUCUAUGCAUUGAUUUGUUUCUCAGAGCUGAAUACUGUAGGGUCUACAAUUUGCACCACUGACAUUCAUUGCCUUUACAUUGUUGCAGUGUGUAUGUGUUUAUUUUAAGUAUGUCACAUGUCUAUAGCUACAAGAUGUGUUAAUUCAUGAAUGAAUUAAUAUGAUUUUUUGCUUUUUUCAUGAACAAUAAUUAGUUUGAAAGACCUUGAUGUUGGCAAGACAGGUGAAGGUUUUUAUAUUAUUUAACUUUAAAGAGCUGGAAAGUGGUGACAUAUCAUAAUUAAAUGUAUGAAUAUGCUUCAUUAAUAACUUUUGAUAUGGGUUCAUUUGCAAGGGACUUGAAUUCUAUAUUUCAUGAUAUUUGAAGAUUAUUUUUCUAUGACAGUGUUAUUUUUCAGAAAGUGUGCAAUACUAAAUGGCAAGUUUGAAGCUUGACAUGAAAGUGACCUUUGAUUAUUUGUUUUAUAUUUGAUGAUAUUGAUGCAGUAUUGUUUUAAGAGCAUCCUGCAUUUCACCUGAGCAUUGAUGUUGUUGUUAUUAUUUAUUAAAUGGUGAAUGUGU
This is a messenger RNA of Labrus mixtus (cuckoo wrasse), 2178 nucleotides long. Its product is annotated as protein lifeguard 2-like. NCBI's taxonomy places the organism in Eukaryota, Metazoa, Chordata, Actinopteri, Labriformes, Labridae. Gene Ontology annotation, biological process: negative regulation of apoptotic signaling pathway. Gene Ontology annotation, cellular component: endoplasmic reticulum; membrane; Golgi apparatus. The coding region runs from base 104 to 934 and encodes 276 amino acids. The transcript has 12 exons. The record is from RefSeq and is a predicted model, not a curated record.